AUGCCUCUAUCCUGGAGGCCGAUCCUCCUGCUUUCGAUCACGAUCUGUGUUGUUUCUGCCGCGGAUAUCUUCUCCAACUCGUUCCUUGUCAGAUUCAAGCGGGAUGUCGACGUCAACGAGGCCCACGGCGUCGCCAAACGCAACGGUUUCGUCAAUAUGGGACCGGUCCUGGGCUCAAAAAAGGAGUAUCAUUUCAUAAACCACGCACUGCCGAUCGCACGUACUAAAAGAAGCAUUCCUCAUAUGAGAAAAUUGAAAGUUGAUCCGUUGGUUCACGCCGCCGUUCAACAGCCUGGUUUUAUAAGAGUGAAACGAGGUUACAAACCAUUGAAAGUCGAAAACCUGGUGAUGAACAUCAAGCCGCACAAGGACCCUACCGAUCCCUAUUUCCCAUUUCAAUGGUACUUGAAAAACACCGGUCAAAACGGCGGCAAAGCCAAACUGGACCUGAACGUCGAAGCUGCUUGGGCACAGGGCGUCACCGGCAAGAACAUCACCACCGCUAUCAUGGAUGACGGUGUUGACUACAUGCAUCCCGACCUGAAAUACAACUACAACGCCAAAGCGAGCUACGAUUUCAGCAGCAAUGAUCCGUUCCCCUAUCCACGGUACACGGACGACUGGUUCAAUAGUCACGGCACCAGAUGCGCCGGAGAAGUGGCAGCUGCCCGCGAUAAUGGGAUCUGUGGCGUUGGCGUAGCCUACGACUCCAAAAUUGCAGGAAUUCGAAUGUUGGACCAACCUUACAUGACCGAUUUAAUUGAGGCCAACUCAAUGGGUCAUGAGCCAAAUUUGAUAGACAUAUACAGUGCUUCCUGGGGACCAACCGACGAUGGGAAAACAGUAGACGGACCAAGGAACGCCACCAUGAGGGCCAUUGUCCGCGGCGUGAAUGAGGGUCGAAACGGGCUGGGAAAUAUUUACGUUUGGGCCAGCGGCGACGGCGGCGAAGAUGACGACUGCAACUGCGAUGGUUACGCAGCCAGCAUGUGGACCAUCAGCAUAAACAGCGCCAUCAACGACGGCCAAAAUGCCCACUACGACGAGAGCUGCUCCUCCACGUUGGCGUCUACGUUCAGCAACGGUGCCAAGGAUCCCAACACCGGAGUGGCAACUACCGACCUGUAUGGGAAAUGCACCACCACUCACUCCGGAACUUCGGCGGCGGCCCCAGAAGCGGCCGGUGUCUUUGCUCUCGCGCUAGAAGCGAACAAUAAAUUGACUUGGCGUGACAUUCAACAUCUGACUGUGCUGACUUCGAAACGCAACUCUUUGUUCGACGCAAAGGGCCGAUUUUAUUGGACCAUGAACGGGGUGGGAUUGGAAUUUAAUCAUCUGUUUGGCUUUGGUGUUUUAGAUGCUGGCGCUAUGGUUGCUUUGGCCAAGCAGUGGAAAACGGUACCGCCGCGGUACCACUGUGAUGCUGGAACGGUAGCCGAAGUCAAAAGAAUUCCUUCACGUGGUUCGCUCAUUAUGAAUAUAACAACAAACUCUUGUAAGGGUGAAAACACGGAAGUACGAUAUUUGGAACACGUACAGGCUGUUAUAACAUUAAAUGCCACCCGCAGAGGAGAUGUGGAACUUUUCUUGACUUCCCCUAUGGGCACACGAUCUAUGAUUUUAAGCAAGCGCCAAAACGACGAUGACUCUCGGGAUGGAUUUUCUAAGUGGCCAUUUAUGACUACCCAUACUUGGGGAGAGUAUCCUCAAGGUACCUGGACUUUAGAGGCAAGCUUUAAUUCUGAUACUCCCCAAACUGGUUUCGUUAAGGAGUGGUCAUUGAUGCUGCAUGGAACAAAAGACCCACCCUAUACUGAGCUUUCCGUCUUAGAUCCGCAUUCUAAACUAGCGAUUGUAAAGAAAGCUCAUGAGGGCAGAAGUAAAAUUUAAAUAUAUGUCCUCAUCAGUUCUAUCCAAUUGUAAAUUUAUUUUUUAUCUAAAGUUUCAUCAGUAUUCUGAAAACCAUGCAUAUAUUUUUAAUAGAAAAAUAGUGACUCUAACAUAUUCUUAUUAAAACUAACUUGAAAUAUUGUAAUAUAAGCAUGUGAUUAUAUUUUAAAUAGGUAUUUUUAAAUUAUAUGGUUACUGUAUUUAUUUAUUUAAAUAAAUUGUAAGAUAUGAAGAUUAAAUUGUGAAGUUUUAUAGAAAUGUUAAUUUUAAAUAUCCUUAUCAUCAAACAUAACUGUGAAAUAAAACAAUUUUGUACAAAUAAACUGCAAUUUUAUUACUGAAAUUAAAAUAAUUUCCAAUGUAACAAUUGCUUUGCCUGAUUGUAAAUAAAACUACAAGUUAA
Molecule: messenger RNA, 2293 nt
Organism: Aethina tumida (small hive beetle)
Lineage: Eukaryota; Metazoa; Arthropoda; Insecta; Coleoptera; Nitidulidae
Gene: amon
Product: neuroendocrine convertase 2
Exons: 13
Coding region: 1-1890 (629 amino acids)
Biological process (GO): protein processing
Cellular component (GO): Golgi membrane; trans-Golgi network
Molecular function (GO): serine-type endopeptidase activity
Source: RefSeq, a predicted model, not a curated record